Messenger RNA from Quercus robur (English oak), 1905 nucleotides. RefSeq lists its product as uncharacterized. Lineage: Eukaryota; Viridiplantae; Streptophyta; Magnoliopsida; Fagales; Fagaceae. Bases 1 to 1905 code for a protein of 634 amino acids. Gene Ontology annotation, molecular function: RNA-DNA hybrid ribonuclease activity; nucleic acid binding. The transcript is spliced from 3 exons. The record is from RefSeq and is a predicted model, not a curated record.
AUGACUGCUGCGUUGAAUCGGUUCAUUUCCAGGUCGGCCGAGAGGUGUCGUCCUUUUUUCCGCCUAUUACAUAAGUGGCAAGGAUUUGAAUGGACCGCGGAGUGUGCUGAAGCGUUCCAGCAAUUGAAAGAAUACCUGUCCAAGCCACCUAUCAUGUCUAGUCCUGAGGAGGAUGAGGUGUUGUUUGCUUAUUUGGUGAUAGCCCCUCAUGCAGUUAGUUUCGUCUUGAUGCGAGAAGAGAAUGGCGUCCAAAAGCCAGUUUAUUACGUGAGUAAAUCCCUCCAUGAGGCCGAGGUGAGAUAUUUGUCAUUAGAAAAGGCCAUACUGGCGGUGGUCUAUGCAACACGCAAACUUCCGCACUAUUUUCAGGCCCAUACCGUGGUUAUCUUGACCCAACUGCCACUUAAGUCCAUACUCAGAAGUGCUAACUACACCGGAAGAAUUGCCAAGUGGGGCACGAUUCUGAGUGCUUUUGAUAUCAAAUACAUGCCUCGCACCUCUGUGAAAGGUCAAGUCCUUGCCGAUCUGGUGGCUGAGUUCGCCGAGUGCCCGGAAGAAGUUGAUAUGAAUCAAGGUCACAUGGAUGAAAAAUUGGUUGGCCUAAUAUCCGCACAAGGCGAGUCCUUUUGGAGGGUGUACGUGGACGGGGCCGCAAACCAACGGGGAGCAGGAUUGGGAUUGGUGUUGAUAUCCCCUGAGGAGGUCAUCAUCAAGAAGUCGUUAAGAUUAGGGUUCUCGGCUACUAACAAUGAAUCAGAAUACGAAACUUUGAUAAUGGGAAUGAGUAUGGUCCAUAAAAUGGGUGGAAAGGCAGUGAAGUUAUUCUCAGACUCAAGAUUGGUUGUCGACCAAGUGAGAGGAGAGUUGGAGGCCCGUGACCCAAGGAUGCAAGGGUAUUUGGACCGGGUUAGGCGUAUGCAAACGAAGUUUGAGUCUUUCGACUUAUUGCAUAUUCCUCGAGGUGAAAAUACACACGCUGAUUCCUUAGCGACCCUUGCCACCUCCUCAGUAAGAAAUCUUCCUCGGGUGAUUAUCGUUGAAGACUUGUGUACCCCCACCUCACUAGAAAAGGAGGUUUGCCAAAUCAAUCAAACUAGUCUGUCGCCAAGCUGGAUGGAUCCCAUAUUAAAAUUUCUUGAAAGUGACAUAUUGCCCGAAGAUAAGGUGGAAGCUCAGAAAAUACGAAGGAGAGCUCCUCGGUACUGGUUAUCUGAGGAUAAAAAGUUAUACAAACGGUCCUUCUCUGGGCCAUCUCUGCUUUAUGUGCCUCCUGAGACAGCAGAGUCAAUCCUGGAAGAAUUGCAUGAGGGCAUUUGUGGGAGCCAUACAGGAGGAAGAUAUUCCACUCCUGCUUAUCCACAAGGCAAUGGGCAGGCUGAAGCCGUUAACAAAGUAAUAGUCAAUGGGCUUAAGAAGAGACUGGACGACGCGAAAGGAAAGUGGGUGGAAGAAUUGCCACAUGUGCUUUGGACGUAUCGGACAACUCCCCGACGUUCAACGGGGGAAACUCCCUUUUCCAUGACCUAUGGGGCUAAGGCCGUCAUUCCCCUAGAAACUGGAUUCCCAACGUUAAGGACCAGUACAUUCUCUUCGGGUAGUAAUGAUGCGAUGUUGGAGAAAAGUUUGGACCUGAUUGAAGAACGAAGGGAAAGCGCGAUGGUUCAACUAGCUGACUACCAACAUAAACUCAAGCAGGGCUAUGAUAGUAAUGUGAGGAUGAGGCCGUUAGUCAUAGGAGAUCUGGUGUUGAGGAAAGUCCUGGGGGCCACUAAGAAUCCAAAUUGGGGAAAACUGGGACCUAAUUGGGAGGGGCCAUAUCGGAUCACUUCUGUAGCAGGAAUAGGAGCCUACUAUCUAGAAGACCUAGAUGAAAAAACUUUAUCGAUUGACGAUAUGUAUGAGUAA